AGUUCGGCUGGCCGUCUGACUCGCCGGAAGAAUUGUCUGAGAAAAGGGAGAAAAAGGAAGAUUCAUCUGUGCGCCAGAGAAUCAACCGAUCCGAAGCGAGCAACUUUUCUUUUUUUUUUUUUUUUUUUAUCAAGAAGAAGUUUUCCGAAGUUCGAAAAAAAUCUCUCUCCGCGAAGAAGAAAAGAAUUUUCUCCUUGGAAUUAUUUCGCUCCCAGACGAUUUAUGUGUAUCCUCCUCUGUGGUAUAAGCAACACAUCUUAACCCACCGCCGAGAGGAAAGAAAAAUAAUUGCUUUUCCAAGCAAAACGAUCGUGUCAUUGAACGAAAAGAGAAGCGAGACAAAUAUUCCUUCUGUUUUCUCUUUUGUGAAAAAUAUAAAGAAAACUCGGACAGUUGUCGGGGAGUUGUCGUUUGGUGUGCUUUUGAUUAUAGAGAUCAUCAAACGCGAAACUCAAGUGUACCGUCGAGGCAUCUUUUGAGCGAAAACGGAGGGUCGAGCCAUCGUUGCGUUUUAUGCUUUUAGUCGUGGAAAGCUGUCACACGCCAAGCGAAGAUAUAGUCGGAGCGAAGUAUCUUCGUCUUUUUCAGCAAUCGCGUCGAGUGUACCGCCAAAGUGUACAUCGCGUUUAAGGUUCAGUUCUUUUUUUUGCUCGCGUUCGCGAGUAGUUGCCGCGGAGUAAGAGGUUUUCAUUUUUCAGCGAGCGAAGGAAAUAUCAUUCAGAGCUGUUUUCGCGAAAGUCGAAGUUUAUUUUCGAAAACGAUAUAAUAACAAGCGAAUGACAUAGAGAGAAGAUUACCGUGUCGUUGUUUCGAGCGCGCAAGGUGUCAGUCAGCGAGUGAAAGAUAAGUUGCGAGGAGAGAGAAAAAAGUUGCGCGAGGAGCAAAGUGAAGAAGAAAUCGACUGAUAAAAAAUCGACACGGCAAGUGCAAGAAGAAACAGCGAACAGAAAAGAGAUGCCAGGUAGUUUUCCGCAGUUUGACGAGAAGGAAAGACGAGAACUCGAAUCUCCGUGUGUAAAAACGAGUACCAGCAGACGAGUGAGUAAGUUAGUAAAGGAAAAGUUGAGCGGAUAACGCUGCAAGACAAUCCUCUUUUCGUGAGCACGAUCAGAUAGACGUGGGAUAAGAUUAAAUAGAGGAAAGGCCGGAGCGAGCAAACCAAGAGAUAAAAAAAAAAGAACAGAAGUAGAAACCUUCUGUUGUGAAUAAGUAAAAGGCAAAGGCGGCGUACAGAAAAAAAAAAAAAAAAGAAUAAACGAGAAACUCUUGCCGCGAAGCGAUUAAAGAAGUAGCAGUUAGAAGCAACGAAGGGCAAUGAUCAGAUAAGAAUGAAGAAAUUCGUAACGAACUUCGAAAUUAGCAUUCUCCCUCUUUCGUUCUCGAUCCUUGUGAGCUUGUUCGCCGUAGCGGUUUCGGGAAUAUCGACUAAACUUGUCGAUAUUGAGAGGAAUGUCGUCGGCACGCCGAUGCACAGCGUCCAGAUGACGCAAAAGAACUACAUUCAGUUUCUCAGAUGGGAGUUGCCGGUACCGGAGAUCCAUGAAUUUACAUUUUGCCUUUGGGUGAAGUCGACUGACCUCAAGCAUCAUCACUCGAUCUUUUCGUAUUCAAGGAACGAGGAGGAACGUUUGAUUCGAUCUUGGAUAUCAUCGCGCGGAAGAAGCAUUCAUCUGGAAAUCAAUGGCGUGGAGAUAUUUCGAAGGCCGAUGCGCGUACAAGAGCAUCGCUGGUAUCACAUAUGUCAAAGCUGGGAGAACCGGGUCGGUCGUUACGCCCUAUGGGUCGACGGACAUUUGAAGUUACAAGGUCGCUUCGAGAAGAUGAUUGAUCACGUAAUUCCGGGAGGUGGCGAUAUCGUUUUGGGUCAAGAAUACACGGACUUCAAUAAAGGUCUCGAGGAGGGUAUCGAGGGUUCGGUUUUGGGGUUCAAUCUUCUGCUGGCCUCGGCGUUCGAUUCUCUCGACGACGACCAGUGGAGAAGGCUUUCAUUCCAAUCGACUGACGAAGCCAGUCGCGAUGAGCAGGCCGCGAUUCCCGCGAAAACACAGACGAAAAUAGCGAUCGAGCACGACGCGGAUUCUAGAGAGACGCGUACACUUGACAGACUCGUUUCCGUUCGAUUCGCACUCAACCCUAAUUGGUCCCGAAGAAUUUUAUACAGCAACGACACGAAAACGACGAAGAUUCCCGCGUCACAGCAGCUGCGAAAUAACGGCACGCGAGAAGAAAAAGAAGAAACACCACCGAGUCGCAGACACGCGAUCGUCCUCGACGACACGAUAGGUGAAAUCGACUUGUCGGAGAAAUUGCCAAACGCCGCUUUGGGUCUGCAAUUGGUGAAGCUGUCUUAUGUCUACUGUCAGCUGGGCAGAGGCAGUCCACCGAUUGGCGGUCCACUGAUGCUGAUCUCAUGGAGCAGAACACCCGUGCGAGUAUUCGGUGGUGCCAUCAUAAAAAACGUCGGCAAUGAGUGCGGCAAAUUCUGAGGCAGUUUUCUCGAGCAUUCACGCGUGUGAGACAAAGAAGAUGAAAGACACGUGCCUCGUCAGCGGGAACAAGAUAAAAAUUUCCAACGCGAGUAACGCUUAUAUGUAGGUCGUAGGCAUUUACUCAAAAUGUAACACUCCGUAAUUGAGUUGGUGCCAUCGUAACGAGUCUAACGUAGCCAUUGAUAGAUUUUAAUUUUAGUUUUUAAGUUAAACUUAUAUAAUUUUUACUAGAAUAAAAACUGUUAUAAAAAUUUUCUGUGGUAUUUUCAGAAAUGAAAAUAAUUGCACAAUAGAGCGUGUAUGCACGUUAAACACAUGCCAUACUAUAUUGUCAGCAUGUGACUAG
This is a messenger RNA of Pseudomyrmex gracilis, 2835 nucleotides long. RefSeq lists its product as uncharacterized. The record is from RefSeq and is a predicted model, not a curated record. Lineage: Eukaryota; Metazoa; Arthropoda; Insecta; Hymenoptera; Formicidae. Bases 1329 to 2486 code for a protein of 385 amino acids. The transcript has 4 exons.